This is a messenger RNA of Saccostrea cuccullata (small rock oyster), 775 nucleotides long. RefSeq names its product plasminogen-like. The transcript has 6 exons. The record is from RefSeq and is a predicted model, not a curated record. Bases 173 to 775 code for a protein of 200 amino acids. NCBI's taxonomy places the organism in Eukaryota, Metazoa, Mollusca, Bivalvia, Ostreida, Ostreidae.
AUAUCUAUCUAACAAUAAACUUGCUGAAAUCCAGAAGGGAACUUUUAAGAAUUUACCAAAAGUGAAAUACAUAGUACUCAAUAAAAAGUUUUUGAAUAGAGUUGAAAGUCAUGCAUUUGAGUCUCUUCCUGCUUUAGAGACAGUAUACCUAGACGGGAACAGUAUAUAAGAAAUGCAGAAAAACUGUUUUGGAAACGGAACGAGGCUUGAUCGUUUGUAUCUGGGUUCCAAUCCUUUGAUAUGUGACUGUGGAAUGAAGUGGUUAAUGCACUACGUGAAAAUCCAUCACACCUCGCUAGAACUGGAGAGCAGGGAAGGAAGUCGUGUCGAUGUGGUUUGUGACAAACCAGAUACACUUAAAGGGAGACGUGUUCUGGAUCUUCCUGAGAACAGUUUUUACUGUGAAUGUCGAAUUCCUGGAAUCAUGUACAGCGGGACAGAAAACAAAACAAUCAAAGGAUUUGGAUGUCAAUAUUGGUCAGAGCAGAAACCACACAGACAUGACUAUGACAUGCUUGGAAUGAACCAAUCAAACUACUGCAGAAAUUUUGACCGUGACAGAGCAUGGUGUCUUACCAAUCAAACAGAAGUAUUGUGGGAUUACUGCGAUGUCCCAUUUUUUGUCACUUUAGAAUUCGGCAUGUUGGGGGUAGACCUGAAAAUGAGAUUUUUUUCAGAAGAGUCAAAUUACGUCACUAAAAUGAUUCCCAGUAGUUUGUACGACCUCCCCGCGAGGCCCUGCAGCGCAGACUCAUGCUGGCCAUCAGCCGUCUAA